This is a messenger RNA of Balaenoptera ricei (Rice's whale), 1035 nucleotides long. Its product is annotated as solute carrier family 40 member 1-like. Bases 367 to 900 code for a protein of 177 amino acids. The record is from RefSeq and is a predicted model, not a curated record. Lineage: Eukaryota; Metazoa; Chordata; Mammalia; Artiodactyla; Balaenopteridae. The transcript is spliced from 5 exons. Gene Ontology annotation, molecular function: iron ion transmembrane transporter activity. Gene Ontology annotation, cellular component: membrane. Gene Ontology annotation, biological process: iron ion transmembrane transport.
CGACUGGUCUAAACUGAAUGUGUAUGUUUUUGGAGAGACCUUCUGUCUAAUCUGGUUCCCCAUCGCUUCUUCCUUGAACCCCUUUGAGCCUUUAAUUUAAGGCUUCAGUUGCCGCUGGGACACUAAAUCAAGUGCAUCGUUCUACAGGGAAUGUGCGGUGAGGGGGAAAAUAUUCUCCUUUGGAGAUUAAAAGCCCAUCUCCCUACGAUUCCCACUUUCCCAUUCCUCUUACUUAAACUACCACCAACAAGAAGAAACAUCUUUUAAAAGAGAGAAAGGCUGCUCCUCUGGGGUAAUGGUGGGAGAACUAAAUGACACUGAAAAUUCUGGAAAUGAGGAGAAAGAGACUAGAACCGCAAGCACCAGAUGAAGCAGAUGAAGAGAGAGAAGAGUCUUUUAGUUGGUCAUGUCUUGCUCUUCACUCAGAAUGCCUCUAUCACCACCUGCUGUGCGGUCCUGAUGCUUGUGUUCUCAUACAGAAGGGAGCUGGAGCAAGUAUGGCAAGGCUGGUUCACUGUGGUCUGCUUCACAGCUGUGAUCACCUUGGCAGCCUUGGCAAACCUGGCCAGCACAGCACUGACCAUCAGCAUUCAGAAGGACUGGAUUGUAAGCCUCACAGGUGACAACAGAGGCCAGCUGGCUGGGAUGAAUGCAGCUGUCUGGCGGCUGGACCAGAUCAUCAGUAUAUCUGCUCUCCUGUUCAUGGGCCAGGUGAUGACAUGGGCAUCUCAUGUGAUCGGUUAUGGUUUCAUUCUUCGAUGGAGCUUGGUUUCACUUCUUGUUGAGUCUCUAUUUCUAUCCAGGAUUUUUCAACUAGUUCCCCAGUUGGCUGUAAAACCCCAGCAACAAACGGGGGCACUUCCUAGAAAGGCGACAGGAGGCUGUGAACAUUCAAGGUGAUGCAAACUCAGAGACAGCUCUUGCUUUUUUUUUUUCCCCUCCUUUAUGUCAAUGCUUCUUUUCAGAGCUUGUGUCUAACUAUAAUCUUAAUAUUCUGUCUGCAAAUGUGCCUCAAACAGUGAGAAAUGAGAAGUC